Molecule: messenger RNA, 2597 nt
Organism: Quercus lobata
Lineage: Eukaryota; Viridiplantae; Streptophyta; Magnoliopsida; Fagales; Fagaceae
Product: inactive receptor-like serine/threonine-protein kinase At2g40270
Exons: 10
Coding region: 246-2378 (710 amino acids)
Biological process (GO): protein phosphorylation
Molecular function (GO): protein binding; ATP binding; protein kinase activity
Source: RefSeq, a predicted model, not a curated record
AAAAAACAAAAACCAAAUCCAACGUUGUUACUAAAUCGCCGCGGCAAAACCGAAUCGUUUCACUUUUUGACAAGCCGCUUUUUUGGAAUCUAUCUCAGUUAAUUUCCCCGAUAUCCCGCUCUCCGUGUUCCUCUCUCCGAUAUUUCGCGUAAGUAUUGGUUUUGACGAGUAGAAGAGAGAAAGGAGGAUUAUUGUGUUUCAGUUUUCAGAGAUUUUUUUUUUUUUUUGAGUUCGGUCGUCUUGGGAUGGAUGAACGGUGGAGAUUUAAAGGGUUGAAGAUCCGCAUGGCAAUGUUCAUUGUAGUGCUAUUACUGUUUAUUCAGAAUCUGAGUCUAUGUUCGUCUCUGAACACCGAAGGUUUGGCGUUGUUAAGGUUCAAGGAGAGCGUGGUGAGAGACCCUUUUGGGGCUUUAUUGGAUUGGAAUGACAACGAGGUAGUUGUUGAUCCGUGUUCUUGGUUCGGAGUCGAGUGUUCGGACGGAAAUGUAGUCAUCUUGAAUUUGAAGGAUCUUUGUCUUGGAGGAACCGUGGCACCUGAAAUUGGGAAGCUAGCUUACAUAAAAUCUAUCAUUUUACGCAACAAUUCUUUUUCUGGAAAUAUCCCAAAAGAGAUCGGGGAUUUGAAGAACCUGGAGGUUUUGGACUUGGGAUACAAUAACUUUAGUGGAUCAUUUCCAUCUGAUUUCAGCAAUAAUCUUUCCCUGAUUACACUUUUACUUGACAAUAACGACUUCCUUGGUAACUUGUCUCCUGAACUCUACGAGCUUAAGACAUUUUCUGAAUUUCAGAUCAAUGAUAACCAGCUAACUGGUACUCCUUUGAAGGCGUCUUAUAAUUGCAGAUCUUUGACAUGGAAUGCUGCCAAAUUUGGAAAUGAAGCUUACCGAAGGCAGCUACUGCAGAUGCAUGCCUCAAAUCCAUCCCAAAGGAAUGAAUUCAAGGAGAGGCGUUCAUUGUCACCAUCACCUUCUCCCUCUUCCUUACUGCCCCAUUAUCUGUCUCCGUCAUCAUCACUAUCACCGUUUUCACCAUUUUUGGCACCAUCAGGUUCACCAUUGUUGUCAUCACCAUCAUCAAAUUCCCCAUCUAAAUCCAUGUCUCCAGUAUAUUCCCCAUCACAAUCUCCCUCCAAUAUCUUUCUGACUCCUUCACCAUCACCUAUUCUAGCUCCAACUCCAGCUUCAACAAUUUCAGAAAAUCCACCUGUAGUAUCUGUUCCAAACGAAUCUCUCUGGAAUCUAAAUCCUUCACCUGUUUCAACUCCAAACCAGGAAAUCAGCAAGAAUUCCAAGAGAAAGCAUCAUCUAGUUCUAAUUUGGGUUGGAAUUGUAGGGAGUUGCUCAUUCAUUUUGAUUUCAGCGAUUAGCAUUGUUUUCUUCAGAAGCAGUAAGGUUGUUACUGUGAAACCUUGGGCAACAGGGUUAAGUGGGCAGCUGCAGAAAGCAUUUGUAACAGGUGUACCAAAGCUCCAUCGACCAGAACUUGAAGCAGCUUGUGAAGAUUUCAGUAAUAUAAUUGGUUCUUUCUCAGAUGGAAUUGUGUAUAAGGGGACUCUUUCAAGUGGGGUGGAAAUAGCUGUAACAUCAAGUGCAGUGACAUCUCCUGAAGGCUGGUCAAAAAGGUUGGAAGCCCAGUUCAGGAAGAAGAUAGAAAUAUUAUCAAAAGUGAACCACAAAAAUUUCGUGAACCUCAUCGGGUUUUGUGAAGAAGAGAAGCCAUUUACAAGAAUGAUGGUGUUUGAGUAUGCUCCAAAUGGAACACUAUUUGAGCAUUUACACAUAAAAGAAGCAGAGCACUUGGACUGGGCAAUGAGACUACGAAUAGCUAUGGGCAUGGCAUACUGUCUGGAGUAUAUGCACCAGUUGACUCCACCUAUAACACACAAAACCCUGGAAUCCUCUUCUAUAUACUUGACUGAAGACUAUGCUGCCAAAAUAUCAGAUUUCAGUUUUUGGAAUGAUACAUCUAUAGCAAAGAAGGAAGCAACUGUCAUGGACCUUUUGGAAAUCCCAUCAGUGGAACCAGAAAGAAAUGUUUACAGCUUCGGGGCAAUUUUGUUUGAAAUGAUAACAGGAAGGAUUCCAGACUCCGUAGAUAAUGGCUGUCUUGGAGACUGGGCAGCAGAGUAUCUAAAAGGAGAAAAACCUUUAAGAGAAAUGGUGGAUCCAACUCUAAAAUCUUUUCGAGUGGAUGAGCUUGAGAAAUUGUCUGAAGUGAUAAAAGAUUGUUUACAACCUAAUCCAAAGCAAAGAACAACAAUGAAAGAGAUCACAGCUAAGUUGAAAGAGAUCACAGCAAUGGAGCCUGAUGAAGCAACACCAAAAUUAUCUCCACUUUGGUGGGCAGAGAUUGAAAUAAUGUCCACAGAUUCAAGUUGAGAGCUGAAAUUGAGGCUUGAGUCUAAAUAUUUAAAAUUUUUUAUCUAAUCUUGUUCCCUGAUUUUUUUGGGUUUUGGUUGCGCUGGCUUGCAACGUAGAUAAUGCUUGUGUCUGAUGUAAGGCAGAGGAAGAUGUUUGUACAUGAUUUAUUGUAAAAUUUCACUAUAAGAAAAUUAUAGAAUUAACUUCAAAAUCAAUAAAUGUUGAUAUUUUCCAGAA